AUGGACCUCGAAUUGGAAAUUCCCGUCUUGCAUUCCAUGGACUCGCACCACCAGGUGGUGGACUCCCACAGACUGGCACAGCAACAGUUCCAGUACCAGCAGAUCCACAUGCUGCAGCAGACGCUGUCACAGCAGUACCCCCACACCCCAUCCACCACACCCCCCAUUUACAUGCUGUCGCCUGCGGACUACGAGAAGGACGCCGUUUCCAUCUCACCGGUAAUGCUGUGGCCCCCCUCGGCCCACUCCCAGGCCUCUUACCAUUACGAGAUGCCCUCCGUUAUCUCGCCAUCUCCUUCUCCCACUAGAUCCUUCUGUAAUCCGAGAGAGCUGGAGGUUCAGGACGAGCUCGAGCAGCUUGAACAGCAGCCCGCCGCUCUCUCCGUCGAACAUCUGUUUGACAUUGAGAACUCAUCGAUCGAGUAUGCACACGACGAGCUGCAUGACACCUCUUCGUGCUCCGACUCGCAGUCGAGCUUUUCCCCUCAGCAGUCCCCUGCCUCCCCGGCCUCCACUUACUCGCCUCUCGAGGACGAGUUUCUCAACUUGGCUGGAUCCGAGUUGAAGAGCGAGCCCAGCGCGGACGACGAGAAGGAUGAUGUGGACACGGAGCUUCCCCAGCAGCCCGAGAUCAUCAUCCCUGUGUCGUGCCGAGGCCGAAAGCCGUCCAUCGACGACUCCAAAAAGACUUUUGUCUGCACCCACUGCCAGCGUCGGUUCCGGCGCCAGGAGCAUCUCAAGCGACAUUUCCGAUCCCUACACACUCGAGAGAAGCCUUUCAACUGCGACACGUGCGGCAAGAAGUUUUCUCGGUCGGACAAUCUCGCCCAGCAUAUGCGUACGCAUCCUCGGGACUAG
Molecule: messenger RNA, 858 nt
Organism: Yarrowia lipolytica CLIB122
Lineage: Eukaryota; Fungi; Ascomycota; Dipodascomycetes; Dipodascales
Biological process (GO): regulation of transcription by RNA polymerase II
Molecular function (GO): RNA polymerase II cis-regulatory region sequence-specific DNA binding; DNA-binding transcription factor activity, RNA polymerase II-specific
Source: RefSeq, a predicted model, not a curated record